AUGGUGAUUUCCACAAGAGUUAAAGUUCCUCCCAAGUUUUGUUUGUUGGAGGAACUUGAAGGACAAAAAGGAGUAGGUGAUGGUAUGGUUAGCUGGAGCCUUGAAAAUGAUGAAGAUAUGACACUUACAAGGUGGACCGGCAUGAUUAUUGGGCCAGCAAUGAUGCAUGCACGGAUCAUACCAAUAUCAGCAAAAUGGCAAAAUUCAUAUAACAUUGAAGUUGUACUUCAAGAGCUAAGAUGUCUAAUGAUGUCCAAAGAAAAUAUGAAACUCCCACAGCCACUAGAAAGACAACCAUAA
Ochotona princeps (American pika) is the source of this 300-nucleotide messenger RNA. RefSeq names its product ubiquitin-conjugating enzyme E2 variant 2-like. The record is from RefSeq and is a predicted model, not a curated record. Bases 1 to 300 code for a protein of 99 amino acids. Lineage: Eukaryota; Metazoa; Chordata; Mammalia; Lagomorpha; Ochotonidae. The transcript has 2 exons.